AUGGGCAAGCAGGCCAAGUCGACCAAGAAGUUCGAAAAGAACCAGCUCAAAGGAACGAUCGACCGCAGAAAGGAAUUUGCCAAAAUCAAGCAGAGACAUCAGCAAAAUGCAAAGAGAAAGGAGAGAUCCGCCAAAAGAGCAGGUAAAGCCGCGGAAGACUCAGGUUCCGAAGGAGACUCAGAUCAAGAUGUUGGCCCUGACAUGAAUGAGGACGAAUACUUCCAAGAAGCGAUUGAUAUCCCGGAGCUGGAGCCAAAGACGAAUGGGAAGAGUAAACCCUCAAAGCGCAAGAGAGACGAGCAGCAGGAGCAGCCAGAUAUACCCAGCGACCCUGAAAGUGCUGCAUCAAACGACGAGGACGACCACAAAGACCAGCUAGCGGCCUUGGCUGAAAAAGAUCCCGAGUUCUACAAAUACCUACAGGAGAAUGAUGCGGAGUUACUGGACUUUGACGAAGAUGAUGACCUGGCCGAGGUAGACGACCUUAGUGAGGAAGAACCACCAAGCAAAAAGCAGAAGACUACGGGCGCAGAAGAUCCUAGUGCAUCAAUAGACGUAACGUUGGCUAUGAUUGGUAAAUGGAAGUCCUCCAUGGCUGAUGCCAACUCCAUACGAUCAUUGCGACAAGUUGUCCUAGCCUUCCGCGCAGCUGCUCAUGCAGACGAUGAAGAAGACAAAGCAUUUCGAUACUCGAUUCCGAGUCCAGAGGUCUAUCACGAGAUCUUGAUUACUGCAUUGAAGCAAGUUCCCAUCGUCCUGGCUCAUCAUCUACCGGUCAAAGAAUCUGCAAGUGGAAAGCUGCGCAUUCCCACCGAUUCACCCAAAUUCAAGACGCUGGCGCCACUCAUCAAGUCACACGCCUCCUCCCUAUAUCAACUUCUGCGCAGUUUGUCGGACACCAACACAUUGAGAUUGACACUUCAAUCUUUCGAACCCUUAUUGCCCUACCUUCUACAAUUUCGCAAAUUCCUCAAAGUCAUUACCAAAGCUGUUGCAUCUGUAUGGUCGGACAACUCAUCCGAUGAAGCAACCCGAAUUACUGCCUUCCUCGUGAUCCGGCGCCUCAUGGUUAUUGGCGAUGCAGGCAUCAAAGAGACAGUACUCAGAUCAACCUACGAAGGCGUCGUAAAAGGUAGUCGAAAUACAACCAUUCACAGUCUUGCUGGGAUUAACCUGAUGAAGAACUCUGCUGCCGAGCUAUGGGGUAUCGACCAAAAGGUCAGCUAUACGACCGGAUUUACCUUCAUCCGCCAGCUCGCGAUUCAUCUUCGUGGGAACAUCACCAAACCUACCAAAGACUCCUACAAAACGAUCUACAACUGGCAAUUCGUGCAUUCACUUGAUUUCUGGUCACGGGUGUUGUCAACCCAUUGUAAUUCGCUUCUAGAAGCAGAAAAUGGCAAGCAAUCACAACUUCGACCAUUGAUUUAUCCCGUCGUUCAAGUUACUCUGGGUGUGAUGAGACUGAUCCCAACAUCUACAUAUUUCCCUCUUCGGUUCCUAUUAAUGCGUGCCUUGUUGCGCAUUUCUCAGGCAACAGAAACAUACAUUCCACUCUCGGCAGCAUUACUCGAGGUCCUCAAUUCAGCAGAAAUGAAGAAGCCCGCAAAAGCGGGGACCCUCAAACCGCUUGAUUUCGCCUCAAAUAUAAGGGCACCGACCUCAUACCUAAAAACCAAAGUCUACCAAGAAGGCGUGGGCGAGCAGGUAGCCGAGCUAUUUUCGGAGUUUUUCGUCCUCUGGACCAAGAGCAUCGCAUAUCCCGAGCUCCAAUUACCCACGGUCGUCAUGCUCAAGCGCUGGAUUAAAACAGCCUCCAAGAGCGACGGCAACCGGAAUGGAAAGCUCAACCAAGCACUGUUACUACUGGUGCAAAAGUCAGAGGCGAAUGCGCGAUGGAUCGAGGAGCGGAGGAACAAGAUCAAUUUCUCGCCCAAGGACCGCGGCGAGGUGGAGAGUUUCUUGAAGGACGUGCAAUGGCAGGACACCCCGUUGGGGGCUUUCGUCGUGGCGCAGAGGAAGCAGCGCGAGGAGCGGAAGGAGGUCCUCGAGCAGGGCCGCAAAGAACAGGAGCGCAGGAAGAAGGCCGAGAUUGAAGAUGAGGACAAUGAUAUCGAGAUGACUUGA
Molecule: messenger RNA, 2127 nt
Organism: Exophiala bonariae
Lineage: Eukaryota; Fungi; Ascomycota; Eurotiomycetes; Chaetothyriales; Herpotrichiellaceae
Exons: 1
Coding region: 1-2127 (708 amino acids)
Biological process (GO): ribosomal large subunit biogenesis
Cellular component (GO): Noc2p-Noc3p complex; nucleoplasm; Noc1p-Noc2p complex
Source: RefSeq, a predicted model, not a curated record